UGUUGCACGGAGAAGUUGGAGUCUGCUGUUUGAAACAAAACUAUUUGGCAAUCUGUGAUAUUUUCCGACUUUCGCCUUGACGAUUGAUUUUAUUCUGGUAAAUUAAUCAAAAGAAACACGCGAUAGGGAGCCUUAACACAGACAAUAAUUGGUGUUAUUUGGUGGUGCUGGUCAACAUAUUUUGGUUUCCAAGUAGCAUUAAAACGUCAAACUUCAUCGGUUGAUAUACCAAACAUGGAAUGUGAAGAACAUCCGGGUAGCCCGAUGAUAUCGGUGUGUAUUACGUGUGAUACAACCCUGGUCUGUGUAGACUGUAUGACCGACACACUUCACAAUGGUCAUGUGUUCAAGAAACCAAAAACAAUUUCAAAUGAAAUCAAAACUGAACUCAAGACGAAGGUAACAGAAGUUUAUAAACUGGAGAUUGACUUAGAAUCGGAACUAAAAGAGUUUGAGACACUAAAAACACAACAGGACAAAAUCCUGAUAGAAAGGACCACGUCAAUUGAAACAGGACAGAAAGUUCUAAUCAAUGCCGUUAACGAGAUGACGAAUACCUUUAAAUCAGAAUACAAUAAUCAAAAGAAGAAUAAUUGUAAUGAACUGCAAGACGUGAUCAAUGACAUUUCAACAGAAUUAAAAAACGUGAGACAACAUAGAGAGAAGGUAAAACGCAUCAUUGAUCAAACAGAUGAUCUAGCAGUGGUGCACGAUUCAAGAGAUCUUAAGGACUUUGACGGACAAAGAAAACCGCAUCCCCAGCACGCCGCUAUCAAGUUUCCCCCUGGAAAAUUGGACUCAGAUCAGCUAAAACUCGUGUUUGAGGGUAAGGCAGCUGAAAUAAAGGCACUAACGACACUUCAGGGAGUGCAAGCUGGUACCGUCAUACGUCAGCGUAAGGAGCCUGUCUUGGAGUCUACCUUCAAACAUUCUAAAUCAAGUUUUGUGACUGGAAUGUGUUACGGUUCUUAUGAAAAGUCAUGGGUGAAAUGUCACGAUGAAAAAGAACUAAUUCUUAUAGACAAACAUGGACACGUAGACAAAACCGUGCCAUUCGACUUCAGUGUUAGAGGUAUGCCAACAGUUAGUGAUGAUACACUGUUAUUAUGUGGAGGUGACAAUAGAAAUAUUAAACAAAUCCUACUAUCGAGUGGGAAGGUCACCACAGUCUUCUCUACAGGGAAAUUGUAUCCUCAAUACGUUUGUACAGCACCAAGUGGCGACCUCUACGUGACACUGACGGAUAAACAUGACUACAACACUACUGCCGACAGUGAGAGAAUACUGAUCCAAUACUCUCCAAAAGGACGGGAGAAAGGCCGGGCUCGUUUCGAUAAACGGGGCGAUGUCCUGUUUGUCGGGCCAUCAACGGUGAUGAUCAGUAACACUGGGGACGUCAUAGGAGUGACAAAUGAUACAGACAAACUAAACAGUCACCUGGUUCUACUGAAUACAGACCUCACGUUACGAUUACGGUAUCUAGGUAACGGCAAGGUCGUGUCAGGGGAGGAGAAGUUUGAUACUACAACCUACAAACCGGAAACGAAAUAUGCAAUCAACGAUUUUAUCUUCGACUCAUUUGACAAUAUCAUUUUCUGUGAGGUCUACAGUAAGUGUGUCCAGCUAAUGUCAAAAGACUGCGUCCCCUUGGCUACCCUCCUACCGAAACAGGAAUACAUACCGAUGUCAAUCACCAUGAAUGGUGACAGGAUGUGGAUAGGGUUUCUAGACGGAACUGUGAAAAUUUACCAGUACAAGUGAUCUACUGCUGAACGGGUGUCUGCACCUCGUGACCGAAUGUCUGUAUCACAUGACCAGAUGUUUGUAUCACGUGACCCAAUGUCUGUAUCACAUGACUGGAUGCAUCUGCUGUCACUGGUAGGAGGGCGACAUUUCAUUAAUUUGAUAUAACUCCCUUUUUUAAAUUUCAUCAAUUUAGAACUCUCCUGUGAUGAACUAUUUUUUAUCGUCAAGGGAAGUGAAUGUUGUCAUAAAUAGACAAGAGGCAACAUUUUGUACCAUUGAAAAACCUCAAACGGAUCAACGUUUCAUUUUAAUCUUAAUUAAUCAAGUUUCUGCAAGUGUUAUUAAAUUAACCUAAAGCGAAAACGAGAUUUAAAUCACAUUUGUCGUAUAUAACGCUUAAUUAAGUAUAUAAAGUAAAUAAGUAACCAGAAAAGACACGAAAAGUAUUUUUUCUGAUACAAUUAAUAUAUAAAGUACUUUAUAUUUUUCAAACGGGUCAUAUUUUGUAGGAGAUUCAUGAAUGUAUUACGAACACUGGCCAAAAGUCUUAUAAAGUGACAAAACGAAUGGUUUCAUAUUUGACGAGAGUUGACUGGGUUUUAAUAGUGCUUUUGGUUUUGGUAGGUCACUGUCGGUAUUUUUUUUUAGAUCUAAAGAUUUCAAAUGUUAUGUAAUUGUAAAUGUAAACACGUAUUUAAUGUAACAUUAUGUUGCAGUAUAGUAAAAUGGUUUUAUAUUUAUGCCAUGUAUGAUAUAUCACUCAAAUGUGACAAACUAUUUUGCUGUAAUAGUAAUAUCGUACCACAUGUGAAUCAAUCACAGUCUUCAUAAUCACUGUUAAUUGUUAUCGAUCAUGUCACGUACAUCUGGCCAGGUGGAUGAUAAUGGGGAAAUUUUCCAACACACUCCCUUAAUAUAUAUUUGUACCCCUCUGAAUAUGUAAUCAGCACCUGCCCGGGUAGAUAUAUUUUGGGAUACACUCAUGUUGAAACAUACAACUAUUUAUCAUCAUGAUCUUGUCGGAUAAUAGGAUCAGGGGAUACACUUUUUACAACAAACACCUGUUAAUAGAUACACUGAUAAGGUUGUAGAACUAGAUUAAAAUAACUAAGGUACGCUAAAAUUAAAUAUCUAUCGUUCAGCGUAUUACAUACCGGGUAACAGAACAGUGUAUAAUAUGGCUAGACUCGACACCUAUCUAUCAGCAUUUCUCUGGGUAGAUAAAAGGAAACAGCAGAUGUCAAUGAAUAAUCAAUUUGAAAAAAACAAUGGAAUUACAAAAUAUGUUAUCAUAUCAUUUGUAUCGUUUUUGGGAUUAUAUACAGAUGGUUGUUUAAAUUCACCGCAAAAUACUGAAUAUGAUUUGCACAAUUUCAUAUACAUUGAUUUAAUAAAAUUCACUAUUAUAAAGUAAAAUUUAUAAUAUACGUAUUUCUUUCUGCAUUGAUAAUGUUUGAAGCUAUAAUAUAAUUAACUUAGUAUACAAUUAUUAAUAUAGAACAUUUAAUAUAGCCCCAUCUCUUACUAGAAUAAGCAACCCUAAAGCGCCUUACAAUACAAAGUAUACAAUGUAUACAAUCAAUUAAAUUAGCAUAUACAUUAUUCAAUACAAUUUUGAGGAAUUCGCAGGAGCUGCCUUAUCAGGCGCUAACUACUAGGCCUAAGUCACCUGGCUAAUAUCUCCCUAUGUGUGUAUGCCUACAAAACAGACCACAAUAAUCUCC
This is a messenger RNA of Mizuhopecten yessoensis (Yesso scallop), 3470 nucleotides long. RefSeq lists its product as uncharacterized. The transcript has 2 exons. Bases 235 to 1761 code for a protein of 508 amino acids. Gene Ontology annotation, molecular function: zinc ion binding. NCBI's taxonomy places the organism in Eukaryota, Metazoa, Mollusca, Bivalvia, Pectinida, Pectinidae. The record is from RefSeq and is a predicted model, not a curated record.